Messenger RNA from Aspergillus saccharolyticus JOP 1030-1, 3297 nucleotides. RefSeq names its product putative LON domain serine protease. Gene Ontology annotation, biological process: protein catabolic process; protein targeting to peroxisome; protein processing. The record is from RefSeq and is a predicted model, not a curated record. Gene Ontology annotation, molecular function: ATP hydrolysis activity; ATP binding; serine-type endopeptidase activity. The transcript has 3 exons. Bases 374 to 3166 code for a protein of 930 amino acids. NCBI's taxonomy places the organism in Eukaryota, Fungi, Ascomycota, Eurotiomycetes, Eurotiales, Aspergillaceae. Gene Ontology annotation, cellular component: peroxisomal matrix.
UUGAGACAUGAGGAGAAUCCCCCGGAUUUCUUGCUUAAUUUGAGUUGGAGGCAAAUGGUUUGGCGUCUGACGGAUGCGGACCUCGGCAUCGGGAGGAGGCGCUGCUGGGCUUAUCUUUCCUGCUCCUCCUCCUCGCUUCUCCGCCUCACCCCAGACUUUGCCUCCAUUCAUGGGGUUCUGGAACCACUUCAUUUCCUCUUCUGUCUCUCCAACCCUUUUCUAAAGUCAAUCCCACAUAUCCUCACAACACUUAUUAUUUCUCAGCAAGACGUUCAGCUUCACCCUUGUUUCAUCCUCUCUACUAUCACUGUGAUUCCUCGAUCCUCGUAACCCACGUUGAUUGCCGUCAGCUCGACCCAACAAUUAUCCCGCCAUGAGCUCCCAGAGCGGCAGGACCACCAAGCUUGCCUUGGUACCGCUCCCCAAAGGCUCAGUUUUACUCCCUGGAGUGACUCUGCGGAUUCCAGUCUCCAACCGACCGGAUAUCGCCAAUCUCCUGACCACUGUGCUGGACCGCUCGCCGGCGGCGAAGCGCGAUGGAAGCGUCGUCAUGUUUGGGUGUAUCCCCCUCAGCUCCCCAUAUCUAAGCAAAGAUUGCCAGCGGGUCAUCGAUGACGGAAGCCUGGAGGAUGACAAACGAGAGGAGUACGACAUGAUCGAUGCCGGUCAGGCGCGCAAGGAGGACCUCUUCCGGUACGGCACCGUGGGCAAGGUGAUCGGCAUCCAGCGUCGUGCCUACGCAGAGCCCUCUUUGCUGGUGCAGGGAAUUCAGCGCUUUGCCCUCAAACGAGUCCUCAAGGAACGGCCUUUCUUCGAGGCAGAAGCCAUCCUCCAUGACGAAAAAGUCAUCAACGACACUGAGACAGUCGAUCUAUUUCAGCAGUUAAGACAGCUUUCGAAAGAGCUACUGACCCUCCUACGACUGUCCUCACUUCUGCCUUCUGCUGGAACCCGUCUGUCGCCCAUCAUUGCUCGCAAAUUCGAGAUCUUCAUCACCAAGUCUGAUAUCUCCCAUGCGGGUAGACUGGCUGACUUUAUGGCUGAUGUCGCUGACUCUGGGUUCGAGGAAAAGCUCCGCAUCUUGGCCUCGUUCGAUGUUCGGGCCCGGCUGGAAGGUGCUAUUGAGAUCUUGAGCAGACAAAUACAGAACAUCAAGAGCAACGUCAAAGUGACGACGAUCACCACCAAUACAUUCCCCAGCUCUUCAUUCGACAUCAGCCAGAUCGACCCGCGCGAGCGGGAGCUGCUGGCCAAACGAGCAAUGGCAGGUCUGACCGGGCUGACGCCGCCAGGUAUGGCAAGCGGCCGGAACAAUGACGGGGACGACAAGGAAGCGAACGAAGUCGACGAGCUGCAGCAGAGACUGAACGAUGCUGAGCUCAGCACGGAAGCUAAGAAAGUUGCGGAUAAGGAGUUGCGUCGUCUUCGGAAGAUGAACCCCGCCAAUGCAGAGUACGGUGUCUGCAGGAGCUAUCUUGAGAACAUUGCCGACAUUCCCUGGACCAAAGUCACGGAGGAUCAGCUUGGGCCCGAUACUUUGAAGAGAGCUCGCCAGCAAUUGGACGACGACCACUACGGAUUAGAGAAGAUCAAGAAGCGGCUGCUCGAAUACUUGGCGGUGCUGCGUUUGAAGCAAACGUCGAACAAGGAUUUGCAACGUCAGAUCGAGAGUCUCACUAAGGAGCUUGAUGCUUCCGAUGCGGGUGACAUUGAGAAGGAUGUUCCGACUUUAUCAGAGGCAGACCGGGUUGCGCUCGAGACCAAGCUGCGCCUGUUGGAGUCCAAGCGCAUCGGCGACAAGUCCCCGAUCUUACUGCUUGUAGGACCGCCGGGCGUUGGAAAGACGAGUCUGGCACGGUCCGUGGCUUCGUCCCUUGGCCGCAAGUUCCAUCGGAUAUCCCUGGGUGGUGUCCGGGACGAAGCAGAGAUCAGAGGUCAUCGUAGGACCUAUGUAGCCGCCAUGCCUGGUUUGAUUGUCAAUGGUCUGAAGAAGGUUGGCGUGGCCAACCCGGUCUUCCUGCUGGACGAAAUCGAUAAGGUGGGCGGAGCUAACUUCCAAGGCGAUCCGUCAGCGGCUAUGCUUGAAGUGUUGGACCCGGAACAGAACCACACCUUUACGGACCAUUACAUCGGCAUCCCGAUCGAUCUGAGCAAAAUUCUCUUCAUUGCCACGGCCAACUCGUUGGACACCAUCCCUGCCCCGCUGCUUGACCGCAUGGAGACGAUAUCUUUGUCCGGCUACACGAACAUCGAGAAGCGACACAUCGCCAAGAGACAUCUAAUCCCUAAGCAGGUACGGGCGAACGGGCUCACAGAUGGGCAAGUGAUUUUGUCGGAUGAGGUUCUUGACAAGGUCAUCACGUCGUAUACCAUGGAGUCCGGAGUGCGCAACCUGGAGCGUGAAAUCGGCUCGAUCUGUCGGUCCAAAGCCGUGCAAUAUGCCGACGCGGGUGACGCAGGCCGACUGGACUCAUACAACCCAUUGGUAAGCCUUGAGGAUCUGGAAGACAUACUCGGCAUUGAGCGGUUCUACGAGGAACUGGCGGAAAAGCAUGGCCGGCCGGGUGUGGUGACAGGCCUGGUGGCCUUCUCCACCGGAGGCCAAGGCAGUAUCCUGUUUAUUGAGGUGGCGGAUAUGCCGGGCAACGGCAACAUCCAACUGACCGGCAACCUGGGAGGUGUGCUUCGGGAAAGCGUUGAAGUGGCUCUCACCUGGGUCAAGGCGCAUGCGUAUGAGCUGGGAUUGUCCGCCGACCCCAACGAGGACAUCAUGAAGAACCGCAGCUUGCACGUCCACUGCCCGUCCGGCGCUGUUCCGAAGGACGGCCCGUCUGCCGGUCUCGCACACACUAUCGGCUUGAUCUCGCUGUUCAGCGGCAAACCAGUACCGCCCAGUCUCGCCAUGACUGGCGAGAUCUCGCUGCGAGGCAAGGUGAUGCCAGUGGGCGGGAUCAAGGAGAAGUUGAUCGGCGCAUUGCGCGCGGGGGUGAAGACGGUGCUUCUGCCGCAACACAACCGCAAGGAUGUCAAGGAUGUGCCGCAGGAGGUCAAUGAGGGAUUGGAGAUUAUUUAUGUCAAACACAUCUGGGAGGCGAUUCGGCAGGUGUGGCCGGACGCUCACUGGCCGGGUCAACACCAGGCCAAUUUCAUCGAGAGCCGGUUGUAGUUUUGCGUUUGACGACGUGUUACAGAUUGAUUGUAGAUAUUGCUUUGCUUCUAUGUAUGCAGCCAGCGGGAGCGUCUGUUUAUUCAUUGUUUAUAUGAUAACAUAUUCCAAAUUCAGAAUCAUCAUCAUAA